AUGGCGACUAAGUCCUUGUUCCAAAGCCCUAAUCUGAAACAUGUUCCAUUUCUAAGAUCAGACCAAACUCUUGUUCUUCCUCAUGUUGUCUCUCUCCCCAAUUCCAAAAACACCCCCAAAAGACUCGUAGUUUCUUCUUCUUCUUCCUCUUCCUUUUCUUCUGCUGUAUUAGCACCACAUAUUCUUACUUCGCCUGUUGCUUCUCCUCGUGCUCAGGCACCGUUAGCUAGGGUUUGGAGAGAGAUACAGGGGUGUAACAACUGGAAAGAUCUCAUUGAACCUUUAAAUCCUCUUCUCCAACAAGAGAUCACUCGCUAUGGCAACUUAGUUUCAACAUGUUACAAAGCCUUCGACCUAAACCCUAAUUCAAAACGUUACUUAAACUGCAAGUAUGGCAAACAAACCUUACUUCAAGAAACCGGAGUCGACCAACCUGAGGAAUACAAGGUCACAAAAUACAUCUACGCCACGCCUGACAUCAACAUCAGCAUCAGUCCGAUCCAAAACGAGGCCAAUAGGGGCGCACGUUGGGUAGGUUACGUCGCCGUUUCAUCUGAUGAAUCAGUAAAACGUUUAGGGAGGAGAGACAUUGUGGUGACGUUUCGUGGAACGGUAACUAAUCCCGAGUGGGUCACGAACUUCAUGAGCUCUUUGGCUCCGGCUAGGUUCGAUCCUCAUAACACACGUCCUGACGUGAAGGUGGAGUCAGGGUUCUUGAGUUUAUACACAUCUGAUGAGAGUGAGAGCAAGUUCGGACUAGAGAGCUGCAGACAGCAGCUUCUGUCCGAAAUUUCUAGACUGGUGAGUAAGUACAAAGGAGAAGAUAUGAGUAUAACACUCGCUGGACAUAGCAUGGGAAGCUCGUUGGCUCAUCUUGUUGCUUACGACAUUGCGGAGCUUGGUCUGAACCGGAGGAUGGGCGAGAGAGAUGUUCCGAUAACCGUCUUCUCUUUUGCAGGUCCUAGGGUUGGUAACUUGGGGUUCAAGACGUGCGAGGAGCUAGGAGUUAAGGUUUUGAGAAUCACUAACGUUAACGAUCCGAUCACUAAACUUCCCGGCGUUUUAUUCAAUGAGAAUUUUAGGGUUUUAGGUGGUUUUUAUGAGCUUCCGUGGAGUUGUUCAUGUUAUGCUCAUGUUGGGGUCGAACUCACUCUAGAUUUCUUUGAUGUUCAAAACAUUUCUUGCGUUCACGAUCUUGGGACGUAUAUCGAUCUUCUUAACCGGAAGAUAAUAAACUCGAGAUCAGCCGAUUCUAAUAAAGACAAGGUUAAUGACAAUUUUUCUAUGGAGUUUCUGAAGAGAAAGGGUGAGAAUAUGAUGUUCCCGAAGGGACAACGAAUGUUGCAUUGGACCAACGUCGUGGAUCUUCUUUCUUCUGUCUCAGAUCAUAUGUUGUAUUGUAAUAUUUUCUAG
Molecule: messenger RNA, 1413 nt
Organism: Raphanus sativus (radish)
Lineage: Eukaryota; Viridiplantae; Streptophyta; Magnoliopsida; Brassicales; Brassicaceae
Product: phospholipase A1-Ialpha2, chloroplastic-like
Biological process (GO): jasmonic acid biosynthetic process
Cellular component (GO): chloroplast
Molecular function (GO): glycerophospholipid phospholipase A1 activity
Source: RefSeq, a predicted model, not a curated record